Messenger RNA from Sphaeroforma arctica JP610, 301 nucleotides. RefSeq lists its product as hypothetical. NCBI's taxonomy places the organism in Eukaryota, Ichthyosporea, Ichthyophonida. The transcript is spliced from 2 exons. The record is from RefSeq and is a predicted model, not a curated record. The annotation marks the transcript as partial.
GCCUGGACGCAUACGAGGAGACGAACCACCAAAUCCCACUAUAGGAUAUGCGGGUCAGGAGCAUGCACAGGAAGAGUUCCGACGUUCUCACGCUGUGCAUCCUUCUGUACAUGGGACGCGGAAAAGGAAGAUAAUACCCACGAUAAAGUUUACAAGAGAUGGAGAUACUCCCAGGCCAAUGCAUGUGCCUGUCAUAGACCCGCCAACAAGCCAUGAAGCGUACACUCCACACUAUCAACAACAUGGGAACCAGAGGCGUCUUCCCAAUCCGCACCCGGCCAUAUACGAUGAACAUAAAUAA